AUGACUAUGAACGCUGUUGGUGGUCCUGUUGAGCCCGAGACUGUACCCUCAUCGCCCACUGAGCCCUUAACUCCCAGAGAUGAAGACGAAGAAACCGUAACACAGUGGCUUAACAAUAAAUACAUACGGUACGACCUCGAGGAUGGCACAGACGCAUGGAUCACUAUGGAAGAGUUCCUGAAUAUUGUUCACACAGAUUUCCCAGAAUGUUAUAUGCCCGACCAGACACUGGUCCUCUCUCUUGAAUUAUCGGCGAGGAAGUGGAAUCGCUCGAACACCGUAAUCAUAUCUGACGUACACGCACAAAAACUUUACCAACUCGGAAUCGGAACAUAUACACGUGCAGAAGUGCUCGAAAUGUGCGCUACCUUACAGCCAACGUUAUUGAACCUGGACAAACGGUGGAUCAUCAUACCAUGCAGCGAUGGGAUACUGGACUUGGCGAACGUUGGUGAAAGCUCCAACAAGAAUAAUCUAACUGACGACGAACCUACUGUCCCAUCAUCAAAAAAGCCCUCACGUAGGCCAGCAGUUAGUAAAGAACCCAUAUUGAACAAGAGCCUGUUAAAUGGAUCACAGGAUCUAGGACAGUGUGAUGAUGAGAAGAAAGAGAAGAAAGAAAAGAAGAAAAGCUGCAAGAAGAAGGGGAACAGCAAGAAGGAGAGCAGCAAGGAGCCUAAGGGUCCAGUGCAGCACGGUACACACUGGGGACUUCUCAUCAUAGACAAGACACAGAAAGUUGCACGAUGGGUCGACAGUAUCAUCACUCUGGAACAAAGAUCAGACAAACCCAAAAAGCUAAAGUUUGGGCAUAUGCAUCCCACAGCAAUUGCUGCAGGCAGAGUUCUUUGUGGUAUUGAUACUUUACUCGGCGAAGACCAUGGCUUUUCUAAGGGCGGGUUCACAACGAGUACUCUCAAGUACGUUCCACAGCAAGCAACAGAUAACUCUUACUCCGGGAACGACGGUGGGCCCUGCGGACCCUUCAUGUUCGCCUUCUUAGAGCACAUCUUCGAGCGAGCUACAACACUGGACCAGAUUGGCCUCCGCAAGAUGUUUCCAAGGAGUGAACGGGGUCAACUUCGGUUUGAUUCCAUGCUUGCUCGCCGGGAGCUGCGCAGACUCAUCCAACAAGAAGCUGAACGGCCCGGCGUGGUACCUUUCCAGCUCUCUCCAGACUUACUUCGCAUUCUCAAUGUCCUGCCUGUUGAGCAGCUACAACGUUCUGUUGAUGCAUAUCGGGACAAAGCAGCUACACCUAUUCUGCCUGACACAAAACGACUUUCGGGAGUACCACGCAACUUUAAGCCGGAUUCAAACUUCAUGGCUGCAUUUAGGCAAGACAAAAUUGACAAUCCCGACAUCUACAAAAGCGUCGGGGAUGUAGAAGCACAGGCACUAUUCUAUUCAUUGCAGCAAUCAAAACUUGCAUCACAUGCAGGUGAAGCAGGAGCAAACGGUUCGGGACCAGAGAGCCAAGACUCUAACAAGACCAUCAGAGAUCCUACUGCAGAUAUAUAUCUGGGUCGACAGCGAUACUGCAACGUCCCACUAGACGACAAAACCAUCUGGCCAGCACAUGAGAAAUGCACCGAAGGCUGGCCAAGAAGUGUGAAGGAACUGCCAGACUUUACCGAAGAGCUCAAGAAAGGAUCGAUAGGAGCAUGGGUCAGGAAACACCCCAAGAUUCGAGAGCACAAGGAGACAGACAAGAAGCAUUCGGAUGCCACAUCUUGCGCUAUGCUACACUUGAAGUAUAAGAAGACCUUCUUAGGAGAACCAGACGAUAACUUCGAGGCUGUCUGGUCCAAUGACGAAACUGUCUUCAAUCCGCAUGACCCGCGUUUGGUCGCCAUCAAGAACCUUCAGGAUGAUAGAUUGAGAAAUGGGGAAAUAAGAUUAAUGAUGAUGCAGCAUUACGAGACUGAUAGGUUGACCGGUCUUUUGGCAUAUCUCGCAAGGUACAAGCCGAAAGCGCCUGGUUUAGGCAGUAGCAACAACAACGACAAAGACAGUGACGAUGACGAUGACGGUGGCGGUGAUAAUGAUGAGCCUCAAGAUAGUGGAAUCGACAAGUCGGGCAAAAGCAACGGCAGUGAUGACGAUAACCGCAGUGGCGCUGGUCAGAGCGAAGAUGAAAAUGGCGGUGCUCCUCCCGACCCAGAUCAGAAUGGAUCUGGGCUAGAUGGUAACAACACUGACUCCAACGAGUCCAUUGACGGCAACACCAGCGGAUGGGAUCAGCCCACCGCGAAACCUGUUGGUCUCCAAGACUUUCGUACCAUGUUCGAAGUCGAUCUCGCCGAGUUCCAAACGCCCGACAAACUGGCGGACCCCAGACUUCACCAGCAAAAUGUCAACACUGUCUCUUGGAGAGCCUUUUUGUUCGUCACGGAGCAAGGUGAAAAUUUUGGUGAAGAGAACGAUCACAACUGCACCGAACUCUGGUUAAGAGAUACAGUUGUGUUCAGCGACGAGGAACGAGAAGCGGACUGGGAAGGACUUACCGGUGUGAUUCGCUCGAGAAUGGAGGCACACUACUGCCGUGACACGUCACCGAGUCCAACUCCUCGUGCGGAUCAGAUCUAUCUUACGGAUGAAUUCAUGGAGGUGGAUUCUAAUAGCUCUCUGAGCUCAGCACCCAGCGAGUGGUCAGGUAAAUCAAAAGAUAGUUCGAACGACUUGGGUACUGCUUCCCCCAAACGGAAGCGCGAAGAAGAAGACGGCAAUUAUGAGGACGCUUCUUCGAACAAGAGUAAAAAGCAUAGUAAAUCGGGAUUCGGAGUACCCGCACGUACACCGACUGACAGCAUGGCCAAGCUUCCUGAGCAAACAAGUAACAACAGAAAAAGCCCCAGCUGGAGCGAAUCAACCAAAGACAAGUUGUCUUCCCGCAACGCACAGCAUCGGCAAGCUAUGGGUGGAAUGAAAGCUCUCCAAGAUGCUGCAAAGACUAUCCAGGCUUCAGCUGACGGCCUGGAGAGCUUGAAAUUUCCGGCUCUCGCAGUCUCGACGACACAUGCCUCUGAAGAGGAAAAUGCCGGUGAUAGAUUCUCUGAGACUUAUAGAAGAACUAGGUCGACUAGAUCUAGCGCGGGGUCUUCUUCUGCAGCUGGCGGCGGAGAUGAUAGUAGUGGAUCUGAGUCAUUGUCUAAAUUUCUUAGGUUAUCUGAUGCUCCUGAUUCUGAUGAGUCUGGUCAUACAUUAGAUUCCUCUACGUCUUCUUCUGGGUCAGAAGAUUCGGACUCUGGCGGUGGUAACAUAUCCGACUGCAGCAGAAAGCACCAUCGCGAAUCUGAAGAUGAUGACACGGAGAAUGAAAUCGGUGCCGCGAAGAGACCUAAGACAAGUCGUCUGCCUUCUUCGGGAAGAUCUAGAGCAAAGGCUGAUUCAAACAACAGUCAUAUAGACGAUUCAGACUACGAAACGAUUGCAGAUGAGCAAAUUCUCGAUCCUCAGAUCAGCUUGUCUUUCGAAAGUGAAGCAACAGUUGAAGACCCAAUAAUCGAGAUCUACAUCGGUCAAGAGCUUUACAUCCUUAAUCUCGAAGACACAUCCCUCUUCCUCCCUUGGGACACCACCAAACAAGAUUGGCCCAACAACGUAACCAAACUUCCAGACUUCGCCCACAUGGACGCAUUGGAUUUCAAGCUCUGGUACCAAGCAAGCCCCGAGCUAAAAUUGAAAGCAACGAUACAUAAUGACAGAGUGAACCUCGUCACAUACCGUGCUGCACUGCACAUGAAGUUCAAGAAAACAUUCCUGCACGAGCAAGACGCAAACUUCAGCACCGUAUGGAUCAACGACACUACUGUUUUCGACGCAGCAACAGUCCAGCGAUUACAAGCGAUCGAAGACCCCGGACUCAGAAACGGCGAGGUCCGGUUUCGCAUCAUGACCGCCUACGAACCAGCAAUGCUGCAGAGACUCCACGACUUGCCCAAACCUGUUCCGAAACUCACUGUCCAGGUGGGGUCUUUUGAAGACCCAGAGUCCUUCAAAUCUGAUACCACGUUUGUUCAGAUGUCCAGAAAACCUGAUGCGCACUCGGACCCGACGUUGCUGUUGCCUGAAGCAACAAGGGCUACAAAACGACCAUGA
Ascochyta rabiei is the source of this 4101-nucleotide messenger RNA. RefSeq lists its product as uncharacterized. The coding region runs from base 1 to 4101 and encodes 1366 amino acids. The transcript is spliced from 2 exons. The record is from RefSeq and is a predicted model, not a curated record. NCBI's taxonomy places the organism in Eukaryota, Fungi, Ascomycota, Dothideomycetes, Pleosporales, Didymellaceae.